This is a messenger RNA of Lontra canadensis (Northern American river otter), 2369 nucleotides long. RefSeq names its product mannosidase alpha class 1A member 1 (gene MAN1A1). Gene Ontology annotation, cellular component: Golgi membrane; extracellular exosome; endoplasmic reticulum. The record is from RefSeq and is a predicted model, not a curated record. The transcript has 13 exons. Bases 366 to 2345 code for a protein of 659 amino acids. Lineage: Eukaryota; Metazoa; Chordata; Mammalia; Carnivora; Mustelidae. Gene Ontology annotation, molecular function: calcium ion binding; mannosyl-oligosaccharide 1,2-alpha-mannosidase activity. Gene Ontology annotation, biological process: N-glycan processing; carbohydrate metabolic process.
CCCAGCUCCGAGAUGGGGAGCUGGCGAAGUUGACUAGCCCCCCGACCCGCGCUGCGUCCCUCCUGCCCCAGAGGUGCGUUGCUCUCUCCAGGAGGUGCCCGCACGCGGCCCUGCUCCAGGGGCUGCGGCCAGCGGUCUGUCGCGCGUGCUUGUUUGCCAAAGGAACUGCCCGUGGGAGAAGACCCACAGAAGAGUUGUUUCCCCAGGGCAUACCUGCAGCCCAGCCUAGGGGCUCGGGCGGCCUGGAUGCGCAGGACCCAGGCCCGCAGCCGCUGACGCCAGGCGGCGGCGAAGUUUGGCUGCUGAGCGGCGCGGCGCAGGGCCACUGGACAGCGGGCACCCCAGCGGCCGCCGCGGCUGGAGGGAUGCCGGUGGGGGGCCUGUUGCCGCUCUUCAGCAGCCCAGCGGGCGGCGGCCUGGGCGGCGGCCUGGGCGGGGGGCUCGGCGGCGGUGGCAGCGGCGGCAGGAAGGGAUCCGGCCCCGCCGCCUUCCGCCUGACAGAGAAGUUCGUGCUGCUGUUGGUGUUCAGCGCCUUCAUCACGCUCUGCUUCGGGGCGAUCUUCUUCCUGCCCGACUCCUCCAAGCUGCUCAGCGGGGUCCUAUUCCACUCCAGCCCCGCCCUGCAGUCAGCCGCCGACCAUAAACCCGGGCCCGGGGCGCGCGCCGAGGACGCGGCAGAUGGGCGAGCCAGGCGCGGCGAGGAGGGUGCGCCGGGGGACCCGGCGGCCGCGCUGGAGGACAACUUGGCCAGGAUCCGCGAAAACCACGAGCGGGCUCUCAGGGAAGCCAAGGAGACCCUGCAGAAGCUGCCCGAGGAGAUCCAAAGAGAUAUCCUGCUGGAGAAGGAGAAGGUGGCCCAGGACCAGCUGCGUGACAAGGCGGUCUUCAGGAGGCUGCCCCCGGUGGACUUCGUGCCCCCAAUUGGGGCGGUUGGCAGGGAGCCGGCCGACGCCGCCAUCCGUGAGAAGAGGGCAAAGAUCAAAGAGAUGAUGAAACAUGCUUGGAAUAAUUAUAAACGGUAUGCCUGGGGAUUAAAUGAACUGAAACCUAUAUCAAAAGAAGGCCAUUCGAGCAGUUUGUUUGGUAGUAUUAAAGGAGCAACAAUAGUAGAUGCCCUGGAUACACUUUUUAUAAUGGAAAUGAAAGAUGAAUUUGAAGAGGCAAAAUCAUGGGUUGAAGAAAAUCUAGAUUUUAAUGUGAAUGCUGAAGUCUCUGUUUUUGAAGUAAAUAUACGCUUUGUUGGUGGGCUACUCUCAGCCUACUAUCUGUCUGGAGAAGAGAUAUUUCGAAAGAAAGCAGUGGAACUUGGGGUAAAAUUGCUACCUGCAUUUCAUACUCCUUCUGGAAUACCUUGGGCAUUGCUGAAUAUAAAAAGUGGGAUCGGAAGGAACUGGCCCUGGGCCUCAGGAGGCAGCAGUAUUUUGGCAGAAUUUGGAACUCUGCAUUUGGAGUUUCUACACCUAAGCCACUUAUCAGGAAACCCCAUCUUUGCUGAAAAGGUAAUGAAUAUUCGAACAGUACUGAACAACCUGGAAAAACCACAAGGCCUUUAUCCUAACUAUCUGAAUCCCAGUAGUGGACAGUGGGGUCAAUAUCAUGUAUCAGUUGGAGGACUCGGAGACAGCUUUUAUGAAUAUUUGCUCAAGGCGUGGUUAAUGUCUGACAAGACAGAUCUAGAAGCUAAGAAGAUGUAUUUUGAUGCUGUUCAGGCAAUUGAGACUCACUUGAUCCGCAAGUCUAGUACGGGGCUGACUUACAUCGCGGAGUGGAAAGGAGGCCUCCUGGAACACAAAAUGGGCCACUUGACCUGCUUUGCUGGGGGCAUGUUUGCUCUUGGGGCUGACGACGCUCCCGCAGGCCUGACCCAGCACUACCUGCAGCUCGGGGCUGAAAUUGCCCGAACCUGCUAUGAGUCUUACAAUCGCACCUAUAUGAAACUGGGACCAGAAGCUUUCAGGUUCGAUGGCGGCGUUGAAGCCAUUGCUACGAGGCAAAACGAAAAGUACUACAUCCUACGACCAGAGGUGGUUGAGACUUACAUGUACAUGUGGCGACUGACUCAUGAUCCAAAGUACAGGAAAUGGGCCUGGGAAGCCGUAGAGGCCCUGGAAAAUCACUGCCGAGUGAACGGAGGCUAUUCAGGCCUCAGGGAUGUUUACCAGAGACACGAGAGUUACGAUGACGUGCAGCAGAGUUUCUUCCUGGCAGAGACACUAAAAUACCUGUACUUAAUAUUUUCGGAUGACGAUCUCCUUCCGCUGGAACACUGGAUCUUCAAUACCGAGGCACAUCUUCUCCCUAUACUCUGUACGAAUAAAAAGGAAGUCGAAGUCAAUGAAAAAUAAAAAGACAUUUUAUAUUUUACUCUG